CGCCCGUCACCCGCCCGCCCGUCACCCGCCCGCCCGUCACCCGCCCGCCCGUCACCCGCCCGCCCGUCACCCGCCCGCCCGUCACCCGCCCGCCCGUCACCCGCCCGCCCGUCACCCGCCCGCCCGUCACCCGCCCGCCCGCGUCCACCGCCCGCCCGUCCGCCGCCCGCCCGCCCGUCCGCCGCCCGCCCG
Molecule: messenger RNA, 192 nt
Organism: Corticium candelabrum
Lineage: Eukaryota; Metazoa; Porifera; Homoscleromorpha; Homosclerophorida; Plakinidae
Exons: 2
Source: RefSeq, a predicted model, not a curated record